This is a messenger RNA of Nymphaea colorata (pocket water lily), 369 nucleotides long. Its product is annotated as flowering-promoting factor 1-like protein 5. NCBI's taxonomy places the organism in Eukaryota, Viridiplantae, Streptophyta, Magnoliopsida, Nymphaeales, Nymphaeaceae. The coding region runs from base 1 to 369 and encodes 122 amino acids. Gene Ontology annotation, biological process: regulation of flower development. The record is from RefSeq and is a predicted model, not a curated record. The transcript has a single exon.
AUGGCAGGGGUGUGGACGUUCAGGCACGGGGUGGUGAGGAGGAUGGCGUGCCCGUCAAGCAUGGAGGCGGCGACGGACGACGGCAAGGAGGCGAGUUGGUCGAAGAGGCGCGUCCUGGUGCACGUCGCCACCGGCCAGGUGGUGUCGUCCAACGAGCAGCUCGAGCGCUACCUGCUGGGGCUCGGGUGGGAGCGGUACUACCACGGCGGUGCACCGGCAGCCGGACGGCCGGAUCUAAUUCAGUUCCACCGCUCGCCGGAGACCGCGGACCUCAUCUCCGUCCCCUCCGACUUCGCCAGGUUCAAGUCCACCCACAUGUUCGACAUCGUCGUCAAGAACCGCCUCCAUUUCCAGGUUCGCGAGAUCUGA